Molecule: messenger RNA, 3171 nt
Organism: Durusdinium trenchii
Lineage: Eukaryota; Dinophyceae; Suessiales; Symbiodiniaceae
Source: the annotation of a GenBank genome assembly
AGCAAGUCUCUAAUGCUCAAGUCUGCUUAUGCCUCUUUCAACGAUGGGGCUCGGAAUGGGCGUGGCCUGCGCAGCACGGAGCGCCUGCGCAGUAGUCAGUGGUACAGCCCUGAGGAGCUAAGCUCUUUCGGCGAUGGCGUCGCCAGUGUGCGGCCCGAGUCGGUGCUUUCAGCGCCAGAUUCGGUGGCUGAAAGCUCGGCAACUCAGGGCCUGUCCUUCUAUGGAAAGGGACCAUCCUUGGCCAAGUUCAGCCCUCCCAGCCGCCGUCCAGAGCGGCGGGAUGCCAGCAACAUGUUUCGCGACAAAGAGCGCGAGAGGGAGUUGUCUGAACAGGUCGCUGCCGGGCAGAACGUCUUCGUCAUGCCCAAAAGGCCCCCCCGAAGCAACGAGUGCUACGCGCUGGACAAAGAUCUCUCCGGCGCCGGCAGCCCGAGCGAUGCCUUGGACCUGGCGAUGGCCAAAGCCGAAGUGAUGGAUGCGCCGAAUUGGGCGAACCUCUUGUGCUUUCGACCGAUUUCCGAAACGGGGACAUAGAUAUAUGACAAUCAACAUAUAUGGUUCAUUAUGUGCAUAGAUCGUCCCCUCACUCUCUAAAGUAGGGCCAGGUCAGGGGUGGAUUCCGACGACGAGGUGGCAGAAACCUGGUUCACCGUGAGGAUUGGAGCCGAGCCGACAGGUCUCCUAGUCACAAGAGCAACAGGGUCAACCUGUUGAGUCUCACAUCGUCGUUGGGUUGGUCCCCCAAGGCUUGCCAUCCUACCGAACCUGCCUUCGCACUCGGGGGCGUCGAUGAGGUAUGCAUUGGCUCACUGGAAGAAGAAGGGAGGACAUCAUUUAGCUGCAUCUUUGCGAUCCGAUUCCCGAUGGUCCAGGAGUCUUCAGCGGCUCCAGGCGUCUUUGCAGGACCUCACGGCACGAGAUGCUGCCAACGUCGUCUGGUCUUUAGCCACCUUGGAGGCCAAGCAGGAACCGUUGUUUUUGGAAACGGCGGAUGCAUUGUGCGGGAAGUUGGCGGUAUGCGACCCCGUGAGCAUCUCCAAAGCUGCAUGGGCUUUGACCAGCAUUCCCAACCGUGAUCGGCGCUUGGAACUCUACUCAAAGCUGGCAGUGCCAGUGGUCAUGCGCGCAGAUUCCUUCCCUUUGGGAUCCCUCACCAUGAUUUGCUACUCCUUCGGCAAAGCUGACUUCCGGGAGGGCGACGCUUAUGAAGCUUUGUCCUCGGCGCUGAUUGGGCACAUGAACAACUCCCUGCGUCCCAUCGACGUGUGCAACGUGAUUUGGUCCUUCUGCACAGUGGGCUACCGGGAUGACGUGCUGUUCACCAAGAUUUGCGAGAUGUAUUUGACCAAGGAGGAGAUGGUCAGGGACUUCAAUCCCCAGGAUCUCACGAACACCACGUGGGGCUUUUGCAAGGUUGGCUUUUGCCACAGGGAAGCCAUGGAGACCUUAGCCUUUGAGUGUCACCGGCAACGGGAUCGCUUUGAUCCGAUCCACUUCUCAAACCUCCUCUACUCCUUUGCGAUGCUCAGAAUACCAGGCCCUCCGAGUUUGCUGGCAGAGGUGGCGUCCACGGCUUCGCAGCAGGUGGCACGCUUUGAUGCGGGGAACCUGGCGAUUGCAUGUUGGGCACUGGCUGCGCUGGGUAUGAGUGAGCACCCCUUCUUGGACUGUGCACUGGAGCGUGUCAUCGGCUCAUCACAGGUCUGUAGCAACUUGGGCAGCCGAGCACUUUCGAUGUUGGCUUUAGCCUGUUUCCGCACGGCUCGUCCCGGGCGUUUGGAUCAGCUGCUGGACGCGACGCGGCUGUGCGGUUUGGGUGUGGGUGCUUCAGGGUACUCUGCAGCGGUGAUGGCCGCCGAACAAGGGAAGGAUCAAGAGCGUGAGCUACGGAUCUUGAGGCAGAUGGCAGCAGAGGCCCGGGACGUGCGAAUGCAGGCGGCGGUGUGCAACUCCUUGGCUCUUCGUUUGUGGAAGCGAGGCGACACAGCGGGCGCCUUCGCGGUGCUACGGGGCCUUAAGGAAUCCAGUCCACACAGCUGGUCGGUGGUCUCCUCCUUGUUGGUGGCACGCCUGGGCACCGAACUGGGUGCCUUGGCAGAAGCCUCCGAGUUGCUGGGUGGUGAUGGUGCCGCCUUAGAUGCCGCAUGGGAAGCGCCGGUGCUCAGCGGCAUUCAUCCCAUGGCAGCAACCAGACAAAAUGAAGGUGCGCAUGCCUACACCCGCGAGUUCAUGACGCUGCACGCCGUGCUGUGCGGUGCACCACCCGGUGACCCGGACGCUGCGAUGGCCGCGAUCGAGCGCUUCGCAGAGAGCCGCUCGCUGUGGCUGAAGAUCACCGCCUGGGAGAAGGGCGUGGUGGUUCAGGAGGUGGCCCGUUGGGCCCAGCCUCGUUUAACCGUCGAGAUCGGCGCCUACGUGGGCUAUUCGGCCAUGAACGUGGCCCGCACGGUGCGUUCGCACGGCGGCCGCGUGGCGAGCUUGGAAGUGGAUCCGUUGCACGUGACGCUGGUGCGGAACAUGCUGGAGUAUGCUGGCCUGUCCGACGUGGUGGAUGUUUGGACAGGCUACUCUUUCGACAGUAUACCUCAUUUACUGAAGACCUAUGGGCCGCGCUCGGUGGACAUGGUUUUCAUGGAUCAGAAGGGCACGCGCUUCCACAGCGAUUUGGCACUGAUGGAAGAAUUGGAUUUGCUGUCGGACCGUGCAGUGAUCCUUGCAGAUAACGUGCUAAAACCUGGAGCACCGCUCUACAUUUGGCACUUGGCCAAGGGCAGUUACCACCACUGCACGGCCAUUAGCGUGAGGGAGUUUCUCCUCCAAUCCGAGGACUGGAUGGUCAUGGCCUUCCGGGAUGCUUCGAAGCCACCGGCACCCACACCACCGCCCGAGCUGCACCGCUUGGCCUUUGAGUCGGAUCACUUCCGGAAGAAGUCCAUGUUUGAUGGGGUGGCGCCCAGCAAGUCUGAUUGGUGGAAGUUCUCCCAGGGCUUCGUGACGGGUUUGGAGCUGUGUGGGUGCAAACCGCGGAUCGUAGGCCUCCACGGCCGGGACAACCCCAAGAUCACGCCGGAGGAUGUGGCAAGGAUCUUCCGCACUGCGGCGGAAGAGCGGGGAGGCGAAGAUGAUGAGGUUCUGAGAGGACGUGGCGCUCAGAGGACGUGGCCAUCGUGA